UUGACACCGGAAGUAAAUCUUCCGGUUUACAACUUGCAAAGCGACAAACCGGAAAGGGUGGUUCGUCGCCGUAUUUUAAGUGUUGGAACAGUGAGACAGCGCAGUUAAAGUGUGUUUCUUUGGUGAUGGCUGCGGACUGGGUUGGCUUCUGCUACGCCGCUCUGGUGUCAGCAGGAGGAAUCAUGGGAUAUGUGAAAGCAGGUAGCAUCACCUCUCUGGCUGCAGGACUCCUUUUUGGACUGCUGGCUGCAGUUGGUGCUUAUCUGGUAUCUCAAAAUCCUAAGAAUGUGUGGCUCUCUCUAGGAACCUCAGGGACCCUGGCGGUGGUGAUGGGGCUCCGUUUUCUCAGCAGCUGGAAGUUCAUGCCAGCUGGAUUGAUGACUUUAUUAAGUGCACUUAUGCUGGUGAGGAUCAUUACUGUGAUGUUUAAGAGGCCACAUAAGCCCUGAAAAGAUAUGAACGUAUUUUUUUUCCUGGACACUGUCAAAGAAGGGUAAAAUUUUCUACAACAUUAAUCUGUACCUUGUCGCUAUGACAGUGUCUCUAUGACAGAUGGGUUUGUAUAUAAAUGUUACAUAAAAUAUGUGAUUUAAGAGGAAACUGUCUCUGGUCAACAGAAUCAAUCCCAGCACUAGCUUUGUUUUCAGAUGCUUAAAACAUUCCUAUCUGUUCUUCAGAAAGAACAUAAUUUUUUGUACAAAUAAGGUGUUGUUUUUAACCUGUCAGAUGUAUAACUCUUGGCUCACUAAGGGUAUAUAAGAGUAGAAUUAUGCUGUCAGUCAUGCCUUUUUUGUACUUUUGUAAAUUUACAUAUCUGCCAUAUAUUUGUUGCUAAUAAAAAUCAAGUCAUUUGA
This is a messenger RNA of Sphaeramia orbicularis (orbiculate cardinalfish), 854 nucleotides long. Its product is annotated as transmembrane protein 14C-like. The record is from RefSeq and is a predicted model, not a curated record. Bases 126 to 449 code for a protein of 107 amino acids. NCBI's taxonomy places the organism in Eukaryota, Metazoa, Chordata, Actinopteri, Kurtiformes, Apogonidae. The transcript has 5 exons. Gene Ontology annotation, cellular component: mitochondrial membrane. Gene Ontology annotation, biological process: regulation of heme biosynthetic process.